Molecule: messenger RNA, 1125 nt
Organism: Drosophila miranda
Lineage: Eukaryota; Metazoa; Arthropoda; Insecta; Diptera; Drosophilidae
Exons: 2
Coding region: 172-1032 (286 amino acids)
Source: RefSeq, a predicted model, not a curated record
ACUGCAAAAAACAUACAAAAAUUUGUAUAUUAAAUUUUAAAUCUGGAAUUCUGUAUAUAUCUGCAUCUCUAAUCCCCUCUGGAUUAAGCAAACCCGUUGAUAAAGAGCUCUUGGCACAGACCAACUGCCCCACUCAUGACCCAACACUAAUGGCGUUGCGCAGCCGCAAACAUGUCAUGGCCUGGAAAAUUGUUAAUAACGUUUGAAAACUUCACCGCUGGCUUGCCAGCCUUGGCAAAUGAGAAAAAUGCAACGCCCUGUCCCAGCUGCUGUGACUGCAAUUGUAAAUGCUGUCGGGGACUCAUACAAAAGUACGUUGCCUUCAAUGGAGAACCUGUUGCUCCCUCCUCCACUGCUGGCGAUGUCCAGAAAAUGAUGCUCUUCAGCACAGCGGACAUGAUGCUGUUGCUACAGUCGGCACAGGCGCGCGACAAUUUCUGGACCAAUAAUUUCUACAAGGCCAAUCUUCAUGGGGAUUAUCACGCGAUUGGUGAUGCCUUUACAUCGAAGCGGAGACAGGUUGAUCUUGGGAAGCUAGAGGGAAUUAUGGACACCAUUACAACUGGCUAUCGACGCGCGGUGGGCCUUCUUGCUGGCACCGAGGCCCAUGCAGCGCUCCGACCAAAGGCAGUAGCCCCAUUCUAUCCAGGACUGCGUUGCGGCUGCCUAGAUUGUGAGAAAUGGCCCUGGCGAACCCUUAAACAGGUGGAGGCGCAUCAGCGUGAGCACAAUAUGGGCGACAACUGGCACUGUCGGAUCUGCUAUCGGAGCUUCUACCUUCAACACAUGAUCUGCUCCCACCUUAGGAGGAGCGUGAGGCGAGGCGGCUUCGAACAGCUAAUGGAGAACGAAACCUACAAACAGCUGCUGGAGGACCAAAGACAACAGGAAGGGCAAUCGAACCAGGCGCCUCCUAGGAUCCAGGAGAUGACUAUUAGCAUGCCGCAGGGCGUCCACCUCGAUUUUGUAAAGGAACUGAGAAUGGGGUCUUUGAGACCCAUCAGCUGCACAUGCGCCGUCAUCAAAAACUGAACAAGGAUACCAUGAGAUCGUGCCCCACUUGUAGGCGGUCAUUCCGUACGCGUCUCUGUCUUCUGAAGCAUCAGAAAAGAGCUCGUGUGGCCU